AUGUCUACUGGCGGCAACAGUGACCCUAUGUCUACUGGCAGCAACAGUGACCCUAUGUCUACUGGCGGCAACUGUGACCCUAUGUCUACUGGCGGCAACUGUGAUCCUAUGUCUACUGGCAGCAACUGUGACGCUAUGUCUACUGGCGACAACUGUGACCCUAUGUCUACUGGCAGCAACAGUGACGCUAUGUCUACUGGCGGCAACUGUGACGCUAUGUCUACUGGCGAUAAUAGUGACGCUAUGUCUACCGGCGGCAACUGUGACGCUAUGUCUACUGGCGAUAAUAGUGACGCUAUGUCUACUGGCGGCAACUGUGACGCUAUGUCUACUGGCGGCAACUGUGACGCUAUGUCUACUGGCGGCAACUGUGACGCUACGUCUACUGGCGGCAACAGUGACGCAAUGUCUACUGGCGGCAACAGCGACCUUAUAUCUACUGGCGGCAACGCUAGUUACCAUUUCGUUUCAUCUGACAUAAAAAACUUAAUCUACAUGUAG
Messenger RNA from Hyalella azteca, 501 nucleotides. RefSeq lists its product as uncharacterized. The transcript has a single exon. The record is from RefSeq and is a predicted model, not a curated record. Lineage: Eukaryota; Metazoa; Arthropoda; Malacostraca; Amphipoda; Hyalellidae. Bases 1 to 501 code for a protein of 166 amino acids.